UCGCCUCCAGGUGGCUGAUCCGCCCCUGGCCGCUCAGGCAGUUCGAAAGCCACUCUGUUUGGGGUCCUCGUCGCCCUUCCACGUCUCCCGGAAGAGCAGCAGGGCCGCUGCGGGUCCGGGACCAGGUUCCAUCAACCUGGUCCCUCUCCGGGCCGACUGCUGUUGUGGGGAGAGGCCCAGGAGGGCGGCGAGGCCGCAGCGCAGCCAGUCCGGAGUCCUCAGGUUCACCGGUAGGAUUUUUCUGCUACCAUCAUGUCUUGGUUUGCUGAUCUUGCUGGAAAGGCAGAAGACCUUUUAAACAGAGUUGAUCAAGGAGCUGCAACAGCUCUCAGUAGAAAAGAGAACACCAGCAACAUCAUAUACAGCAAAAAUACUGACCUUUCUGAACUUAACCAGCAAAAUACAGAUUUGACUUACCAGACUGGGCCUAAAGCUACUUACAUUUCCUCAGCAGCUGAUAGCAUUAGAAAUCAAAAAGCCACCAUUUUAGCUGGCACUGCAAAUGUGAAAGUGGGAUCCAGGACAUCAGUGGAGGCCUCCCAUCCUGUUGAAAAUGCAUCUGGUCCUAGGCCUUCAUCCCAGUUUGUUCGAAGAAAAAAGUCAGAACCUGAUGAUGAGCUUCUGUUUGAUUUUCUUAAUAGUUCACAGAAGGAGCCUGCUGGGAGGGUGGAAAUCAAACGAGAAAGGGGCAAGACACCUGUCCCUCAGAGUUCUCAGACAGCAAGUGUCAGUUCUGUGAACACCAGUGUAACCACCACCAAAACCAUUGAAGAAAAUCCUUCUGGGAGCCAAAACCAUGAAACCUCUAACUCUAAUAAUUCAGAUUCUGGCCAUGAAGCCCAAGAGGAUUCUUCAAAGGAAAAUGUCUCAUCAGAUACUCCCUGUGCUGAUCACAAUCCAGCACCUCCUGAUGGCGGCAAGUCACACGAACUAUCUAAUCUUCGACUGGAAAAUCAACUGCUGAGGAAUGAAGUUCAAUCUUUAAAUCAAGAAAUGGCCUCAUUACUUCAAAGAUCCAAGGAAACUCAAGAAGAAUUAAACAAAGCAAGAGCAAGAGUUGAGAAGUGGAAUGUUGACCAUUCGAAGAGUGAUCGAAUAACUCGGGAACUUCGAGCCCAAGUAGAUGACCUGACCGAAGCAGUGGCUGCGAAGGAUUCCCAGCUGGCUGUACUGAAAGUGAGGCUACAGGAAGCCGACCAGCUGCUGAAUACUCGCACAGAAGCCUUAGAAGCCUUACAGAAUGAAAAAUCACGAAUAAUACAGGAUCACAGUGAAGGUAGUAGCCUACAGAAUCAAGCUCUGCAAACCCUUCAGGAGAGACUGCAUGAAGCCGAUGCCGCUCUGAAGAGAGAGCAGGAGAGCUAUAAGCAAGUGCAGAGUGAGUUCACUGCACGGCUUAAUAGAAUGGAAGUGGAGCGUCAGAAUUUGGCAGAAGCAGUUACUGUGGCAGAAAGAAAAUACUCGGAGGAGAAGAGGAGAGCUGAUGAGCUACAGCAGCAAGUCAAAAUGUGUAAGUCCAACCUGGAAUUGUCUAAGCAGGAAUUAAUUGACUACAAGCAAAAAGCUACUAGAAUACUCCAGUCUAAAGAAAAAUUGAUUAACAGCUUAAAGGAAGGCUCCAGUUUUGAAGGCCUAGAUAACAAUGCUGCUAAUAGCAUGGAGCUCGAAGAACUUCGGCAUGAAAAGGAGAUGCAAAGGGAGGAAAUACAGAAGCUGGUGGCUCAGAUACAUCAGCUGAGAUCUGAAUUACAGGAUAUGGAGGCUCAGCAGGUCAGUGAAGCAGAGUCAGCAAGAGAACAGUUACAAGAUCUGCAAGACCAAAUAGCCAGACAUAAAGCAUCUAAACAAGAACUAGAGGCAGAACUGGACCGCCAGAAGCAGGAAUUCCACUACAUGGAAGAAGAUCUGUAUCGAACAAAGAACACAUUACAAAGCAGAAUUAAAGAUAGAGAAGAAGAAAUUCAAAAACUCAGGAAUCAGCUUACGAAUAAAACUCUAAGCAAUAGCAGUCCGUCUGAGUUAGAAAACCGACUCCACCAGCUAACAGAGACUCUCAUCCAGAAGCAGACCAUGCUGGAGAGUCUGAGCACAGAGAAGAACUCGCUGGUCUUCCAGCUGGAGCGCCUCGAGCAGCAGGUGAACUCGGCUGCUGGAAGUACUAGUAACGGGUCUUCUAUUAAUAUGUCUGGAGUUGACAACGGUGAAGGCACACGUCUGCGAAAUGUUCCUGUUCUUUUUAAUGACACAGAAACUAAUCUGGCAGGAAUGUAUGGAAAAGUCCGCAAAGCUGCUAGUUCAAUUGACCAGUUUAGCAUCCGCCUGGGAAUUUUUCUCCGAAGAUACCCCAUAGCACGAGUUUUUGUAAUAAUAUAUAUGGCUUUGCUACACCUCUGGGUCAUGAUUGUUCUGUUGACCUACACGCCAGAAAUGCACCACGACCAGCCACAUGGCAAAUGAGCUGAACCCAGUUAUUUGAAUGAUUGGGUGUCUUUUUCCAGACUGCAGAAGGGCGAGUUGCCUAGAAUUCCUGAGAAGGGUGCACAAGAUUAUUUUGUCACUACAAGCUUUUAACUUUUUAAGUUAUUAUGUAAGUACUGUGCUACCUAAAUCAUCUUCUGAUUUUCUUCAGAUGGUAAGAGUUUCUGAAACGGACAGUAACUUAACAAGCUCUCAGCUCUGCUUUUUCUGGCAUCAGUGGUUCAGUGCAUGUGUGUGCACACGUAGAGACGCUGGGUUUGUUCACCUCUGUGCAGACCGUUCUGUGUUUCAGGUGACACUCAUUGUGGGUCAUAAUCAGGGAAACUAAUUGUAUUUAGUGAUAUAAAUAAAAUGUUCUCUUUUUGAUAA
Messenger RNA from Manis javanica (Malayan pangolin), 2847 nucleotides. It is a transcript of the gene GOLGA5, whose product is annotated as golgin A5. Gene Ontology annotation, cellular component: Golgi cisterna; Golgi membrane. Gene Ontology annotation, biological process: Golgi organization; retrograde transport, vesicle recycling within Golgi. NCBI's taxonomy places the organism in Eukaryota, Metazoa, Chordata, Mammalia, Pholidota, Manidae. The record is from RefSeq and is a predicted model, not a curated record.